This is a messenger RNA of Homo sapiens (human), 5186 nucleotides long. It is a transcript of the gene IGF2BP2, whose product is annotated as insulin like growth factor 2 mRNA binding protein 2. Lineage: Eukaryota; Metazoa; Chordata; Mammalia; Primates; Hominidae. Gene Ontology annotation, molecular function: mRNA 5'-UTR binding; RNA binding; translation regulator activity. Gene Ontology annotation, biological process: regulation of cytokine production; negative regulation of translation; CRD-mediated mRNA stabilization. Gene Ontology annotation, cellular component: P-body; cytoplasm; nucleus. The record is from RefSeq and is a predicted model, not a curated record. The transcript has 16 exons. Bases 1229 to 2785 code for a protein of 518 amino acids.
ACUUCCUGAAUCCGAAAGCCACAGGGAAAGAGCCUAUAUAUUUGUAUUAAAGAGCACCCUUCGCUUGACUUCAGGUCUUAUUCUGCUUCCAGUUAAAAUGAAGGUGAAAUAAAGACAUGUUCCUGCUGCUCUUUUUACUUCUGUUUGAGGGUGAGCUGAGGGAGUUGAAGGCUCAUUCUGGCACACUUGUGAACUGCAGGUGGAGGGGCUUGGUGUGAAGGAGUGUUUAAAGAUAGAGAUGGGGAGGAGGCAGCAGCAGGGAGUCAAGGAAGGCAGGAGUAGCCCUCUCCGUGUGUGGAAAAAGUGACUGGCAGCCAGGUGAGGAGUGGAUGGGAGAGGGGGAGGUGCAGGCCAAAGAUGGAGGGACCAGCUGGGAGACGGCUGUAAUAGUUCUGUGGCUCUGUGAGUGAGGAUGAAAAAUGCCUUUUACCUGUAAUUAGAGAAGCUUGGUUUCAUCUUUAACAUAUUGGAACUGUGAAAUUAUUAUUUUAAAGGACAAAGAAUUAUUUUCCUAUUACCAAUCACUUUCCUAAGUUACUGUGUGUUUGGUUUUUUUAAAGCAGGGCACAGUUUCAGGGAGAAAGAUCGAUACUCUCAUUUGAGACUGAGCCAGAUACUUUCCUUUCUUGUCUAAAGGAAGGAGGGAAACGAACACCUCCUUCCCUCUCCUGUUGACUUCCUGGCAAAGAAAAAAUAGACAAUUCGUUUUCCUGGGUGGGGUCAGGAGGAUCUUCAUCAUGAACAGACUGCAGCCAGCAGCAGGAGUGCUCUUCUCAGCCCCUGUGUAUGAGACCCCGUGCUAGAUGGUGGAAUAGUAAACAAGGAACCUGUCCUUGAUGAAAUCACCGCGGGGGUUGAGGGGACACAGCACUAGCAGAUAAGUAAUUAUGGCGAAGAGUGAGCUACCAGAACAACCGAAAAGUGCAGAGGAAACAGUUCUUUCUGGAGACAUUCUGGAAAGCUCAGCAGGGAUUAUGUGUGAGCUGCGUUUUGAAGGACAUGCCAGAGUCCCUCCCGGGGAAGGAGGGGACAGGCCUCCUGGGUACCCUGAUGAGAAGGCAUACUGUCCAGAUGAUGCCACAGGAGUCAGCAGAUCUCAGAGAUCCUAAUUGCUCAUGACCCCAAAAGAUAAUCCCUCAGGAUAGUCUCCCAAAUGACCGGCUGAACUCCAGGAGCAGGAAAAUUCAGAUUCGAAACAUCCCUCCUCACCUGCAGUGGGAGGUGUUGGAUGGACUUUUGGCUCAAUAUGGGACAGUGGAGAAUGUGGAACAAGCCUAAAGAAGUAAUUCAGAAGAACACACAAUCCAGUGAUGUUUGCAACAAAGUCAACACAGACACAGAAACCGCCGUUGUCAACGUCACAUAUGCAACAAGAGAAGAAGCAAAAAUAGCCAUGGAGAAGCUAAGCGGGCAUCAGUUUGAGAACUACUCCUUCAAGAUUUCCUACAUCCCGGAUGAAGAGGUGAGCUCCCCUUCGCCCCCUCAGCGAGCCCAGCGUGGGGACCACUCUUCCCGGGAGCAAGGCCACGCCCCUGGGGGCACUUCUCAGGCCAGACAGAUUGAUUUCCCGCUGCGGAUCCUGGUCCCCACCCAGUUUGUUGGUGCCAUCAUCGGAAAGGAGGGCUUGACCAUAAAGAACAUCACUAAGCAGACCCAGUCCCGGGUAGAUAUCCAUAGAAAAGAGAACUCUGGAGCUGCAGAGAAGCCUGUCACCAUCCAUGCCACCCCAGAGGGGACUUCUGAAGCAUGCCGCAUGAUUCUUGAAAUCAUGCAGAAAGAGGCAGAUGAGACCAAACUAGCCGAAGAGAUUCCUCUGAAAAUCUUGGCACACAAUGGCUUGGUUGGAAGACUGAUUGGAAAAGAAGGCAGAAAUUUGAAGAAAAUUGAACAUGAAACAGGGACCAAGAUAACAAUCUCAUCUUUGCAGGAUUUGAGCAUAUACAACCCGGAAAGAACCAUCACUGUGAAGGGCACAGUUGAGGCCUGUGCCAGUGCUGAGAUAGAGAUUAUGAAGAAGCUGCGUGAGGCCUUUGAAAAUGAUAUGCUGGCUGUUAACCAACAAGCCAAUCUGAUCCCAGGGUUGAACCUCAGCGCACUUGGCAUCUUUUCAACAGGACUGUCCGUGCUAUCUCCACCAGCAGGGCCCCGCGGAGCUCCCCCCGCUGCCCCCUACCACCCCUUCACUACCCACUCCGGAUACUUCUCCAGCCUGUACCCCCAUCACCAGUUUGGCCCGUUCCCGCAUCAUCACUCUUAUCCAGAGCAGGAGAUUGUGAAUCUCUUCAUCCCAACCCAGGCUGUGGGCGCCAUCAUCGGGAAGAAGGGGGCACACAUCAAACAGCUGGCGAGAUUCGCCGGAGCCUCUAUCAAGAUUGCCCCUGCGGAAGGCCCAGACGUCAGCGAAAGGAUGGUCAUCAUCACCGGGCCACCGGAAGCCCAGUUCAAGGCCCAGGGACGGAUCUUUGGGAAACUGAAAGAGGAAAACUUCUUUAACCCCAAAGAAGAAGUGAAGCUGGAAGCGCAUAUCAGAGUGCCCUCUUCCACAGCUGGCCGGGUGAUUGGCAAAGGUGGCAAGACCGUGAACGAACUGCAGAACUUAACCAGUGCAGAAGUCAUCGUGCCUCGUGACCAAACGCCAGAUGAAAAUGAGGAAGUGAUCGUCAGAAUUAUCGGGCACUUCUUUGCUAGCCAGACUGCACAGCGCAAGAUCAGGGAAAUUGUACAACAGGUGAAGCAGCAGGAGCAGAAAUACCCUCAGGGAGUCGCCUCACAGCGCAGCAAGUGAGGCUCCCACAGGCACCAGCAAAACAACGGAUGAAUGUAGCCCUUCCAACACCUGACAGAAUGAGACCAAACGCAGCCAGCCAGAUCGGGAGCAAACCAAAGACCAUCUGAGGAAUGAGAAGUCUGCGGAGGCGGCCAGGGACUCUGCCGAGGCCCUGAGAACCCCAGGGGCCGAGGAGGGGCGGGGAAGGUCAGCCAGGUUUGCCAGAACCACCGAGCCCCGCCUCCCGCCCCCCAGGGCUUCUGCAGGCUUCAGCCAUCCACUUCACCAUCCACUCGGAUCUCUCCUGAACUCCCACGACGCUAUCCCUUUUAGUUGAACUAACAUAGGUGAACGUGUUCAAAGCCAAGCAAAAUGCACACCCUUUUUCUGUGGCAAAUCGUCUCUGUACAUGUGUGUACAUAUUAGAAAGGGAAGAUGUUAAGAUAUGUGGCCUGUGGGUUACACAGGGUGCCUGCAGCGGUAAUAUAUUUUAGAAAUAAUAUAUCAAAUAACUCAACUAACUCCAAUUUUUAAUCAAUUAUUAAUUUUUUUUUCUUUUUAAAGAGAAAGCAGGCUUUUCUAGACUUUAAAGAAUAAAGUCUUUGGGAGGUCUCACGGUGUAGAGAGGAGCUUUGAGGCCACCCGCACAAAAUUCACCCAGAGGGAAAUCUCGUCGGAAGGACACUCACGGCAGUUCUGGAUCACCUGUGUAUGUCAACAGAAGGGAUACCGUCUCCUUGAAGAGGAAACUCUGUCACUCCUCAUGCCUGUCUAGCUCAUACACCCAUUUCUCUUUGCUUCACAGGUUUUAAACUGGUUUUUUGCAUACUGCUAUAUAAUUCUCUGUCUCUCUCUGUUUAUCUCUCCCCUCCCUCCCCUCCCCUUCUUCUCCAUCUCCAUUCUUUUGAAUUUCCUCAUCCCUCCAUCUCAAUCCCGUAUCUACGCACCCCCCCCCCCCCAGGCAAAGCAGUGCUCUGAGUAUCACAUCACACAAAAGGAACAAAAGCGAAACACACAAACCAGCCUCAACUUACACUUGGUUACUCAAAAGAACAAGAGUCAAUGGUACUUGUCCUAGCGUUUUGGAAGAGGAAAACAGGAACCCACCAAACCAACCAAUCAACCAAACAAAGAAAAAAUUCCACAAUGAAAGAAUGUAUUUUGUCUUUUUGCAUUUUGGUGUAUAAGCCAUCAAUAUUCAGCAAAAUGAUUCCUUUCUUUAAAAAAAAAAAAUGUGGAGGAAAGUAGAAAUUUACCAAGGUUGUUGGCCCAGGGCGUUAAAUUCACAGAUUUUUUUAACGAGAAAAACACACAGAAGAAGCUACCUCAGGUGUUUUUACCUCAGCACCUUGCUCUUGUGUUUCCCUUAGAGAUUUUGUAAAGCUGAUAGUUGGAGCAUUUUUUUAUUUUUUUAAUAAAAAUGAGUUGGAAAAAAAAUAAGAUAUCAACUGCCAGCCUGGAGAAGGUGACAGUCCAAGUGUGCAACAGCUGUUCUGAAUUGUCUUCCGCUAGCCAAGAACCUAUAUGGCCUUCUUUUGGACAAACCUUGAAAAUGUUUAUUUAAAAAAAAAAAAGAUGACAAAGAAAAACAGAGAGAGAGAAUAUUGGAGAUGUCCUGAAUUUUAAUAGGGUACGCGCCAUUAGGGCUUUUUGCGCUAAAGGAUGAACAUGUACUGGUUUAUGUGGACAAGCCAUUAUACCACCAGACUGCAAUGCCAGUUUCCUCUACUGCAAACAGUGUUCUGUGACAAAAAAAAAAAAAAAAAAAAGAAAAAAAAAGAAAAAACAGAAAUAUAUCCAGCUAACAAGAUCCUGGUGUCUUGGUGUUUUAUUUUACUAGGCAUUGCCUCAUCCCAGGUGUCAGCUGAGUCCUAGCUCUGAGGGACCUGGGCAGACAGGCGGUAGGUGUGACCUGGAUCCACACAGCUACUCUGAGAAAGCUGGUUUUGCCCAGGAAAGUCUUUGGGAGAAGCUAAACUAGAUCGGUGGUCAAAGUGUAGUCCCCAGACCAGCAGCAUCAGCUAUCAUCUGGGAACUUGUUAGAAAUGUAGAUUCUUGGGGUCCACCUUGAAUCAGAAAUCCUGGGGGUGAGGCCCAGCAACCUUUUCAGCAAGGCCUCUGGGUGAUUGCUGUGCGCACUGAAGUUUCCGAACCUCGGAGCUAGAGGGAUGGAUCGACUGCAUGUCAAGCUAGAGAAGACCAGUCUAUCCUUAAGGAACUGCAAGCCUGGCCAGGCAAAGCUGCUUUUUAAGUGGAGGAAAGGGGGAGGAUAAUAUGCCCGGCAGUUCCGGGAAGAGGCACUUCACGCCUCCACGGGAAGCUCACUAGUAAGUGCAGGCAUACCUCAGGAACGUCGCAGGUUCAGUUCCAGACCACCACAGUAAAGCGAACUUUGCAAUAAAAUGAGUCAUACACGUUU